Messenger RNA from Branchiostoma floridae (Florida lancelet), 3356 nucleotides. Its product is annotated as nitric oxide-associated protein 1-like. Gene Ontology annotation, molecular function: GTP binding. The record is from RefSeq and is a predicted model, not a curated record. NCBI's taxonomy places the organism in Eukaryota, Metazoa, Chordata, Leptocardii, Amphioxiformes, Branchiostomatidae.
AUGAGAAAGUAAGGUAUGAGCCCUUUCAAACUUUGCCAGUGUUUCAUUCUAAGGAGGAGAAAGCCAGGUAUAUUCUAAGUGAGGCUAGGCAGCUGGGUAGUGACAUGACCAAACACAUGAGGAGAAAACAGGAGUUGCAAGAGGAGGUCAUGAACUUUUUGAAAGAUCCACAGGCCAGUCAUGAUGACCAACAUGAGCUUAACACAUUUUCAGGUGCACAGAAUGAAAAGCUUGAAGGCAAUCCACUUACCAGCUCUAAACGCAUGGCUGACAAUGUGGAAUUAGAGGAAAGCUCUUGUUCUAAAGAAGAAAGGUAUGAUGAUGCAGCAGGAACCGAAGUCAAAGAAGACGAAACUUUUCAGAAGAGAAGCAAUGUACAUGUAAGAGAACAUGAUGUAGCUACAAAUAUGAAGGAUAGAGAGUCGGAUGACCUGUAUAACACUGAAUAUGAAGAAGGUAUUGAAUCAUAUCGUGACAUCAUUGAUGAGAUACCACCUGGAGAUCUCCGUUUCAUGGACAUGGGCAGGCCUAGAGAAGUGAUUGAGGAGCUGAAAAAGGGCAGAGCUCGUCGGAAGAGGUCACAAAGGAUAGUGGGAGAGGCUGACCCAGAGGUCCCUCCAUCAGCAGUUCCCUGCCAGGGCUGUGGAGCAUACCUACAGUGCUGUGAUGGCAUGAAACCUGGCUUCCUCCCCAGUGCAAAAUUUAAGAACUUGAGUGAGGAUGAGCUGAGAGAGGUAAAGUGCCAACGGUGUGUUCUCCUCGCAAACCACAAAAUAGCCUUGGAUGUUCAGGUCUCCAGAGACCACUAUGUGGAGGUCUUGUCUCCACUUAAGGAAAAAAAGAAUGCUUUAAUCAUAUUGAUGGUAGAUCUCCUAGACUUCCCCUGUAGCAUCUUUCCCAACCUGUUGGACCUUGUGGGAAAAGAGAAGUGGCUGGUGGUGGUGGGGAACAAGUUUGACCUGCUCCCACCGGAUGGCACCACCUACAAGAGGAGAACGGAGGAUGAACUGUUCAUGGCCUGUCUCCGGGCGGGGCUCCAUGACAAUAAAAACAUCAAGCAUGUGUGUUUGAUAAGUGCCAAGACAGGGUUUGGGGUAGAGAAGUUGAUAACGGAGAUCCAGACCAUGUGGGGUUACCGUGGGGAUGUGUACCUGCUGGGAAACACCAAUGUGGGGAAGUCAACGCUCUUCAAGUCCGAUUUCUGCCAGCAAAAGGCAGAGGAGGUGUUCCAGCGUGCAACCAUCUCCCAGUGGCCCGGCACGACCUUGAACCUGCUCCGUUUCCCCAUGAUCAACCCCACGCGGAAGGCGCGGCUGAGCACGCGGAAGAAGAGACUCUGGGAGAGGAAUAAGAUGCUCAGGUCCAAGCCUACAAAACAGAUGGAGCAGAUGGAAAGGAAAGCCUAUGUAGUUGGACAUGUGGGGAGAACAGAUGGCCCAGAGCCGUUAUACGAAGAAGAGACAGAACGAGAGCUUUCCUUCAGCACGUCUCUAAGGAAACUGUCUGGAGAUCCAGACGAUGGCUGGACCAUGGCAGAGGGAGACAUGUUUCACAGACAGGAGCAGGAGGGGGAGGAAAGAGCGAAAUCUAGCAGCCUGGCUCAGGCUUUUGAAGGAGGAAAGUGGGUGUGUGACACACCGGGGUACAUCAAUGAUCAGCAGAUCCUGAACCUGCUGACAUCUGAGGAGUUAGAGAGGGUGGUCCCAUCCAGACCCAUCGUUCCCCGCACGGUCGUGCUCAAACCUGGUCACACCUUGUUUCUGGCUGCUCUGGGAAGAGUUGACUAUGUGGAGGGACUUAACUCCAUUUUCCUGACCGUGUUUUCCUCGGGCGCUCUGCCGCUACACGUCUGUGCGCUGGAGAGGGCUGAUGAUUUAUAUGCAAGGCAUGCUGGGAAAAUCGACCUAUUGAAGGUGCCACUGGGAGGGGCUGAGCGGAUGGAGUCCUUCCCCCCACUCCAGCCAACUGAAGUGACCAUCACAGGUGUGGACAACAAGUUUAGUGCUGCAGACCUGGUGAUGUCGUCAGCAGGUUGGAUUGCAGUGACUCCAGACAAGUGGACCACAGCCCAGUUGAGAGUGUACACACCAGGAGGCCUAGGCUUCCAUCUACGCCCCAAAUCUCUCCUCCCAAAUGCAGUCAACUUCAAGGGAAAGAGAAUAAAUGCAUCGAGUUGUCGAGCGUUCUACCGUCCUAUUGCAAUACAGAGGAUCAAGGAAAUCUCUCUAAAAUAUAAGUAGUAAGAUAGCCUCAGUAUUGUCAAGUGUAAUUUUGCAAAUUGUGGAAAGUAUGCAAAAAGAAAUGUUAGUGCCACAGAAAGCUGUAUUUCAAAUUAAACAUACAAAUUUCAGAUGAGCUGAGUCCUUUACAGUGUGCUAGUAUUUUUCUAUUCCAGAGGGUGUCUUGCCUUUAAUAUUGUUUGUCAAUUUAAAAAGAUAUAUUUUGGGGCUUCUAUCUUUUACAGCAAUAAAGCUCAAAAUCAGCAGAGAUGUGUAAUCAAAGCAUGUGUAUUCAACAUUGUACAAAAACUUGGCUCACGUGCCAGUUUUGGUCCAUGAGUUGAUCAAACCUCUCAGUCUGGUCUUAUGCAGCUUGUACUUAUUGUAAAGAAAUGGUGCGUUAAGACAUUUAGGCAGUUGUUACCAAUUAUGCAAAACAAACAUAACGUUACAAUAUAUAUUACAUGUACAUGUAAUUGUGUACUACAAAAAAUACAAAGCAACUGUCAUUUUCCAGGAUAUUCAUUGAAUUCAGACAAUCACUGAAAGGUGAAGGAUAUCUUAGAAAGGUGACUUUAAAGUUCUGAUGAAGCUCUAUGGAAUUAAAGAGGUUCAAUCCAUCUCUGAAUGAAUGUUAUCAGUGAGAUAAUGAAUACAUGUAUUGAUAAGAAAGGUGGAUUACAUUUUGUAUUGUGUAUGAAUGGUUGAAAUUCUCAGUGAGCCAAGUUUGUUUCAAACAUGAUUGUUCAGUUCUCCUUAAGCCCAUAGCCUUUGGGUCUUACUAUGUUUGAGACCAGGAGGCCAAUCCGUGAUUUACUUAGAUUUAUCAGCAUUCUGGUUUCUAUUGGUCCGGCGUCACCUUUCUGCUGAUGUUCUGCUGCAUCCAUAUUUGCUAAAUGAGGGUUUUGUGGGUGUUUGACCCGUUGGUGGUUCUUGUAUAUAUUCAGGCAGAGACUGUAUGUGCUACUAGACAAUCUAUUCAGUAAAGUGUUAGUAGGGUACAGUUCUGCGUGGGUGCUCAGUCCAGUGUCUGAUGGGAAAGAGGUCGAGUGUCCUUCAAGGGUUGCUGUCUGAGCACAUGCAUAUGUUGGACUAGUCUAAGUUACAGAGAUUAAAGGGGUGUUAACGGCUAUCUUA